Molecule: messenger RNA, 1074 nt
Organism: Stylonychia lemnae
Lineage: Eukaryota; Ciliophora; Spirotrichea; Sporadotrichida; Oxytrichidae
Source: the annotation of a GenBank genome assembly
AUGCUAAGCAGAAUGUGUGCUCCUCUUUUGAGGAUGUGCAAGAAGCAAGAUAAAAAGAAAAGAAGAAAAUAGAACAAAGAAAAGAAAGAAGCUGAAAUUGAAGAACUCAAGAAAAAUACAUCAAAUACUAUUUUUGGGUACACAGAACCAGGUGCUGGUAAAAAGAAGUUUGAAUGUCAGGACACUUACUCAAUUAUUGAUCUCCCAGAAGAUCAUCUAAAAUUCUAUGGUGUGUUUGACGGUCAUGGAAAUGUUGGUAGAUAGGCAUCUUUACUCGCCAGAGACUUUUGCGAUGAGUAAAUAAGAAAGAAUUCUAAGAGGUUGAGGAAAAUGAAGGAUAAGGAGCAUGUAAAGAAGUUUCUUUCAAAUAUGUUCAAUAACUGUCAAAAGAAGUAUAAAAAGAAUUAGGAUUAUUGGUAAAGUGGAACAUGCUGCAUUGCAGUACUUUAAAUUGAUCAGAGAUUAUAUAUAGCCAACAUUGGAGAUUCUCGCGCUGUACUUUGCACUUCAAGAUCACUAUAACAUGCGAAAAAAGCAGAAAUUUGCGCUUUUGAGUUAUCAACAGAUCACAAGCCAAAUAGAUAAAUUGAAAAGGAGAGAAUUAUCAAAUAAGGAGGAAAAAUCGACAGAGACGAGAAAUCUCAAGGUCCAUAUCGUAUAUGGGCUGAUGAUGAAGGCCCAGGUCUUGCCGUAGCUCGUACACUUGGGGAUCUGCAUGGGCAUAAGAUUGGUAUCAGCAAUGAACCAGAAAUAGAAGUGUGGGAUGUAGAUGUUAAUGAUGUAUUUGUCGUGAUUGGCUCUGAUGGUGUGUGGGACGUCAUCAGUAGUGCUGAAGCUGUUGGUUUCAUUUCAAAGAAUCCAGAAGAUCCAUCUUAGAUGAGUAGGAUGCUGACUAAUGAAGCUCGCGAAAGAUGGGAUUUAUUCAAUGAAAUCAACAGAACCAAAAAGAAACUUUCACUUGAGGGAUGGGACGAAGUUAGAAAGAAGGCAAGUCUAUAGAAAUUUGAGGAUAACAUCAUGAGAGAUGAUAUCUCGGUUGUUGUUUCUUAUUUACAAAACAUCCAUCAACUUUGA